Molecule: messenger RNA, 4359 nt
Organism: Verruconis gallopava
Lineage: Eukaryota; Fungi; Ascomycota; Dothideomycetes; Venturiales; Sympoventuriaceae
Exons: 4
Coding region: 1-4359 (1452 amino acids)
Biological process (GO): intracellular sodium ion homeostasis; potassium ion import across plasma membrane; sodium ion export across plasma membrane
Cellular component (GO): membrane
Molecular function (GO): ATP binding; protein dimerization activity; P-type sodium:potassium-exchanging transporter activity
Source: RefSeq, a predicted model, not a curated record
AUGUCAUCAUUGUGCUAUGCUCUUGCUCAUAAUAAGCCCGUCCUGAAGCCAAGUACCAUCAAUCAUGAACAGUGGUAUACCGCCAUGGCAAGCAAUCGAGCCUCAAGACGUCAUCCUGAAAGACCUAAAAAUGAGGUAGUGGUGGUUGAGUCACCACUACACUCACUAUCAAGUCCCACCUCAUCACUUGCAGACGCAUCUAUUGUUAUAUCAGAUGUAUCAUCACCACCAACUCAAUCAGAGGACAUAAGCCUGAAAGCACACGCCGGUGAUCUCGAUACCUUUGUACCGAAGCGAUUUGAUUAUACUAAGGUGGAGUUCACAAGAUUGCCUGGUUUUACUAAGCAAAUCGGAAGAGCAGUAAAUCGGUUGAACUCACCUAUAUGGGAUCGUGGUGUGCUUAUCGAAGAAAUCGAGACUAAUAACCAUUAUUGGCUAUGCUUAGAAUGCUACCAAAAACAGGUGAAGCAGAAGCACCAUUGGCCGAUUAAGAAUGGCACAAGCAACGUUACUAAAUAUAUUCGAAAUCGGCAUAACGAGGAGUUCAGAAAGGAGGAUGGUGGUUGGGUACAAUUGCAGAAUCGAGGUUCAACACCAGUAUCAGAUCUUGAUAUAGAUCCGGUGCAAAAGCAGGCAGUUUUGAAUCACUUAGCGACGUCAUUUGACAAUCAUAACUUCAGAAACUUGGUGGUGAGGUGGAUUGUCGAUACCAAUCUCGCGUUUAGGCAGGUGGAUAAUAAGGCUUUUCGAGACCUGAUCAGGUAUCUGAACAAUCGAGCGUUGGUACCUCAUCACACCACAUUGAUCAGCUGGAUUAACAAUGCGUACAAGCUUCACAAGAUGAAGGUGGUGGAGCACUUACAUCAGGCUACCAGUCGGAUCCAUAUUGCCUUCGACCUUUGGUCAUCGAAUAACCAUCGUUCAAUGAACGGCAUUAUUGCGCAUUAUCUGGAUGCGUCAUAUAAGCCUCAAGCAAUCCUUCUUGCUGUGCCUGAACAAACUGAGUCACAUUCUGGUGUAGAUGUGGCUGCAAAGGUGAUUAAAGUCAUUGAAGACUUCGAAAUUCAAGGAGAUCAUCUUGGCUGGUUUAUGGUUGACAACGCAAGUAAUAACGACACUGCAGUCGAGUCAAUAGCUUCUUACUUUGGCUUAGAUGCUGUUGAACGGCGCCUUCGAUGUGCAGGUCAUAUCCUGAAUCUAAUUGCAAGAAGUCUCUUAUAUGGCUUUGAUAAGAGACUUUUUGCGCAGGAUUCUGAGAUGAUGGAUCUUCAGGAUCAGUUAACUUACUGGCGCCGAGCAGGACCUAUUGGAAAAGCUCAUAAUCUUAUUGCCUGGACUUAUGCAAGUCCUCAGAGAGUUUGGCGAUGGCAUCAGAGUCAAAUUGAUUAUCUAUCACAUAUCCUGAAAACCACCAAUCUACAAUCUUUUAAACCUCGAGAGCUUUAUCGAAGCAAUGACACACGAUGGAACUCAGUUUAUAAUGAACUCAAAAUGUUAAUUGAGCAUCGUGCGCAGUUUGAACACUUUAUUGACUCAGAACGGCAAAGAAACGAUCCGGGUGGCUUCACCACCAUUGCAGAUGAUAUCUUAGAUGCGGAUGACUGGGCUAUCUUAGCUCAAUAUAUGAAGCUACUUAAGCCAUGCUGGGCUGCAAUAAUGGAUCUUCAAGGCUACAUUCAAGAUGGCAAGUCCUCAAGUCUUGUGAACUAUAAAGAUGCUCCGAAAACCUCACUCGAAGGCGAAUGGCACUUUGCUACACAAAUCCGGCUUGCCUUAGAUAAGGCUGAGGCAUAUUAUGCAAAGCUUGAUGACACCACUGUGUAUCUUGCAGCACUGGUAUUACAUCCAUCAUAUAACUGGCGCUUUGUGGAGCGACGAUGGCACAAGCAAGUGAAGUGGCUGAAGGCAGGUAAGGCUAAAUUAAAGGCCCUCUGGCAAGGUACAUAUAAGCACGUUGAGACAUCAGUCGAAUCACCUCAAAAACCAAGGCCAUAUGAGCCAAAUAUGAUGGAGGCAUAUAGGCUGAAAACCCUCGCUGAGAUUAAGGCACAAGCCUCAAAAGCACCAAUUGGCCUUGAUGAGUUCGAGCGGUACCUUAUGCAGCCAUUGGUUACCACUGAUAAGCCGAUUGAGUGGUGGUCCACCACUGGAUGCAUCGAAUAUCCAUAUCUGACCAAAAUGGCAUUGGAUAUGCUGUCAAUACCUGCGAUGAGCGAUGAGCCUGAACGCUUAUUCAGCCGAUUAGGUCAUAUGGUGACCAAGCACCGCAACCACCUGAAGCCUCAAACGAUCCAAGCGACUCAAUGCUUGCAAUCAUGGGCUAAGGCUAAGAUUAUAGAUUUAAAGGCCUCAGGUGGAUCAAUCCGGAUAAUCCUAGUGGAUUAUCCAGAUCCGCCAAGAGACCCACUUGGGAGUCGGAUCGCUGAUCCGAUCCAUCCAAUCAGCACACUGACUUCGGUCGGUUUUGUUGAUACUCUCUUGACUGCAGAUGAGGCUGAGCAGUCUUACUGGUCGGAAAGCACACAAAAAGCUCUAACAGAACUGCAUAGAGCUGCAAUAUUGUGCAACGACGCAGUAUUUGACCCUGCUACCAUCCAUGCCCCUGUCCGUGAUAGGGCUGUCUUGGGGAAUAGCACGGACGCGGCUGUUCUUCGAUUUGCAGAACAAAUCAAGCAGGGGAAACACGUUUCUACGGAAUAUCCGCGAGUCUUCCAAAUUCCAUUCAAUUCAAAGAACAAGUGGAUGCUCACAAUGCAUGCGCAGGGAGGCAAACCUGACGACAAAUGCGUAAAUUACUUGAUCUUGAUAAAAGGCGCACCAGACGUCCUUUUGCCAAACUGCACACAAUAUUGGUCUUACAAAGACAAUAUGAUCAAAGAAAUCGAUGCAGAAGCUCGCGAUCGAUUCACGAGGUUGCAAAAUACGCUGUCAAAAAAUGCGGAGCGUGUAAUUCUUUUCUGCCAGCGUGCCUAUGAUACAACAUCCACUUUACAAUCGAAUUCUCUUGGGGACGAACUCAUGGAACGCUGUUUCCAAAAUUUAACCAUCAUUGGAGUUCUUGGCGUAUUAGACCCACCUAGACCUGAAGCCAGAGCAACUGUUCUUGCGUGUCGUAAGGCCGGCGUCCGCUUUUUCAUGGUCACCGGUGACUACGGACUUACUGGUGCCGCUAUUGCGCGUAGAAUCGGCAUCUUCACAGGAGAUAGAAAUCCUGAUUCACUGAAAACAAUUAAAGAUAUGCGGAAAAAUGCUAAUGGAAAUAAACAACAUUCAAUGCACAGCACCACGAGCCUACUUCUGGAAGGACAUGAGCUUUGGGAUAUUCCUGAUGAUGCUUGGGACAUUAUAUGCGGUUAUGAAGAGAUAGUUUUCGGCCGCACAACCCCAGAGCAAAAGCUAAGAAUUGUCAAUGAGUUUCAAAAGCGAAAGUACGCUGUGGCCGUCACUGGUGAUGGCGUUAAUGACGCUCCAGCUCUCCGCGCAGCCGACAUAGGCAUCGCAAUAUCAGGUGGCAGUGAUGUAGCCAUGGAAGCCGCAGAUCUGGUUUUACUUGGCGGUCUCGAGUCUAUUGUUGAAGCAAUCCGUUUGGGAAGACUCGUGUUCCAGAACCUUCAAAAGGUCAUUAGCUACUUGCUACCAGCCGGUAGCUGGUCAGAGAUUUGGCCUGUACUGGUGAAUGUCUUUCUUGGAGUGCCUUUACCACUUAGUUCGUUCCUUAUGAUUAUCAUUUGCGUUUUUACGGACCUGUUUCUCAGUUUGAGUCUUAUUAUGGAAAAGGAAGAAUUCGACCUGCUCACAUUACCUCCACGCAACCAUCGGAAAGACCACUUGAUCAACAUGAAGAUCUAUGCACAGUCAUAUCUCUUCAUUGGUGUUAUGGAAACUGUCAUUGCACAUAGUAUGUUUUUCUACUACAUGAAAAAGCAUGCUGGCAUUCCGUUCCAUGCACUUGUCUUCCUCUUCGAAGGUUAUACGGAAGGAUUCUACGGAUACACACAGGAUCAACUUACCUUUUUCAAUACUCAAGGCCAGUGCGUAUACUUCGUCACUCUCGUUAUUCUGCAAAUUGGAAACAUUCUGUCAAUCCGCAACAAAAGGAUGUCAAUCCUUCAGGCCGACCCUAUACGGAAGCAGAGGCGCAAUCCAUGGCUUAUCUUAUCUGUCAUGAUCGCUUUGGCUAUCGCAAUAUUUGUCACCGAAGUGAAAGGCAUUCAAGACUUAUUUGGGACAACAUCCGUUCCAAUUGAGUUUUGGCUUCUUCCUCUACCGCUUGCACUUGGCAUCUUGAUGAUGGACGAAAUUCGCAAACUGAUAGUUCGGAUUUCCCCAAAAGGUCUACUAGCGAGAAUAGCUUGGUAA